Polychytrium aggregatum is the source of this 693-nucleotide messenger RNA. RefSeq lists its product as uncharacterized. The record is from RefSeq and is a predicted model, not a curated record. The transcript is spliced from 4 exons. The coding region runs from base 38 to 619 and encodes 193 amino acids. NCBI's taxonomy places the organism in Eukaryota, Fungi, Chytridiomycota, Chytridiomycetes, Polychytriales.
UCCGCCCUGCCGAUCCGCCCUCCCCCCCCUCUGCACGAUGGCCGACGACAAGAGGAAGAAGCUCGCGGCCCUGGCUGCCAAGCGGGCUGCCGAAAACGCAGCCCAAGAAAAGAAGACAUCCAAGUCUGCCUCGGCCAGCUCGAAAGCCGUGUCCAGCCCUUCUUCCACAAACUCCACAGCCUCAAACCGGGCUGCCUUGAAGCGCGAGGAGGAGCUUGAGCGCCGAGAGCGACAAGCGUCUCGCACCCAGAACCUGGACAGCUACGACGACGGCGAUGGGUUCAUUGUGAACAGUGACGAGGAAGAGGAGGAGGAGGAGGAGGACCGCUUUUCGGACGAAGAGGAAGACGAAGAGGAAGACGAAGAGGAGCAACGCAAGAAGCGAAAGAGAUCCUCAAGCUCCAAGAAAGACAAGAAGCCGGAGAAGAAGGCGUCCAAGAAGUCCAAAAAGUCCAAGAAGGGAAGCGACUCGGACGAAUCGGACGAAGAAGGCGACGAGGAUCUCGACGACGAUCUGGACUUCCUGAAUCAGAGCGACAUCAUCACGACGGGCCGCCGCACCCGAGGCAAGAAGAUCGACUUUACCCAAUUCGGCCCUGAUCCGGAUGACAGCGACUGAUCGCUGCCGCAGAGACACUCGCGCCGCAGUGUGUCGACGACAGAAUAAAGAUCGGACACAAUUGAUUCUCACGA